This is a messenger RNA of Hydractinia symbiolongicarpus, 1192 nucleotides long. RefSeq names its product beta-1,3-galactosyltransferase 5-like. Gene Ontology annotation, molecular function: hexosyltransferase activity. The record is from RefSeq and is a predicted model, not a curated record. The transcript is spliced from 2 exons. The coding region runs from base 56 to 1063 and encodes 335 amino acids. Lineage: Eukaryota; Metazoa; Cnidaria; Hydrozoa; Anthoathecata; Hydractiniidae. Gene Ontology annotation, cellular component: membrane.
CUGCAAAUUAUUAACAGAAGAAGAUAUUGUUGGACGAAAACGAGUGUGUGGAGGGAUGCAAAUGGCAAGCUUAAGAAUUAAAAUAAACUACAGAAUAGUCUUUUUACUCACAACUUGUUGUGUAUUUCUGACGUUGUUUGGAAGAGAUUUAUACUAUAGAAAAUUUGUAAUCGAACUGGACUACUCAAGAAUAUACGUUAAGGCGAAUUUUACUAACCUUAACCAACACAUUCAUGUUACGAAAUUAUUAUCGAACUUUUCAUGCAGUAAAGACCCGAUAAAGCUGUUGGUUGUUGUAAUUAGUAACGUAUCGAGUUUCCAAAGUAGAGAUACCAUUCGAAAAACGUGGGGCAAAGGCUUAAAAUCACACACCACAAAUGAUUUUCGAACUUUCUUUGCGGUAGCAAAAACAGCUGAUAAAGCAACCCAAAAAAAACUCAAUAAGGAGAUCGAGAAAUACGGAGACAUAAUACAAGGUGAUUUUUACGAGGGUUAUUAUGAACUUCCAAGAAAAACUGAACUGGUUUUCGAAUGGGCGUAUAAACACUGUGAAUUUGAUUAUUUAUUAAAGGCGGAUGAAGAUGUUUAUAUUAACUUGCUUGUCCUUUUUCAAAUCUUAAAUCAUCCAGAUACACCCAAGACUAAAUUGUACGCAGGACGUAAACAUGUCAAAGCUAAUGUGUUCAGAGAAGGAAAACUGAAAAUAACCCUUGAAGAGUAUGGGACGAAAAAUUAUCCUGAUUUUGUUAGCGGUGGGUCAGCUAUAUUUUCAAGAGAUGUUAUAGCCGGUAUAAUUCCGUAUUUUCAUAAAACUUUAUUUCGAUUGGAAGAUGUCCAUACUGGUAUGUUAAUCAUGAAUGCUGGUGUUGUGGCGAGGCACAUACCGAAUGUCAGAAUGUUCGAGAAAAAUUGUGAUUAUAAAAACACUUCUUUGGCACAUCACUCUGAAAUAUAUACAAAAAAAAGAAGCUGCGUGUUAAAGUUAUUUUAUAGUAUGCUAGCUGAAAAUGUUGAAAGCUCCUUCGUGAGGACGCAUUACAUUGACGCGAUGAACGAUUAUUAACACUCGCCAACAAUUCCUUUUAUCUUCUAUCUAAAGUUUUUAUUAACUGUUUCAUUUAUUUUUUACAGUUUUUUCUAUUUAUUUAUAGUCUUAUAGCUGUAUUUUACUUUUACUAUAAAAUCUUAAAGU